UUUAUAAUAUACAUUCUCAGCUCCAGCUCCCCUUUCAGUGUAAAAAAUGCAUUUGUGUUGUCUGACGAAUAAAUCUGGCAUGGUGCUUACAUAAUGAAGGAUAAUUAGUUUAAGCUGCAGCAUUCGAGGCUGCCUUUGGUGGCUCUGCCAGAUGUAUCAAGGACUGGUAGCAGGCCAAAGAGAGUCAGUCUUAUUCUGCUGAAAGCCUCUUCGUGCAGUCUGCCAGCUGCUGCUGUUUCAGAGCCAAAGUGGAGAGUCCUCUCACCACCUCCCCCCACCCCACUCCCUGCACAGGCAGAGACAAAAGGCCUGGUUCGCCCGCUGAAUACUCCAUCCGUCCCUUCAUGCACGGCCGUAGUGGUGGUGGCGAGGGGUUCAGGAUAAUACGAGGCCUGGGCUGGGACUGAAAGCUAGGACUGACCCAGGGAAGGAGAGUGGGAGGAGGGGGAAGGGAGGGCUGAGGAUGGAGGGUGGAAGCUGAAGUGGUUGGGGCUGAGUAAGGGCAGGUGCUGAGGCCUCCAAAGGAAGACUUUUUUCCACUCAAUAUCUCUCAGAGUGGGAAAAAAAAAUCUGAGAAGGGAUGGAAAGAAGGAAGGAAAGAAGGUUUGGCUAGUGGCUGGAGAGGGACGGAGGCAAGAGGGGUGAUCACCUCACUGGAACAGGAGCAGGAAUAUGGGAGAUAUGAAGACGCCUGACUUUGAUGACCUGCUGGCGGCCUUUGACAUCCCUGACAUGGUGGAUCCUAAAGCCGCUAUUGAAUCUGGCCACCAAGAUGACCAUGAUGGACAGCUCAAGCAAACCAGUGGUGGUGUGACUAACAGUGAGAAUGAGGCCCAACACCCCUCAGCAGCACAUGAUGUAGGUGUUAGUGUCAUUGUGAAGAACACACGAAACCUAGACACAAGUGACCAUUGUGGGACUGAAUCAGAGAGGGGUAGGCAUUUCCACUCCCAUUCCCGACUCCCUUCUGUUCACAAUGGACUUCAUAAUAUUUUGGUGUCCACAAUACCAACUGGGGCUCAAUACACGAAGAAUGGAUGUAAAAUUCCCAGAGAGGAAGGCCAGAAAAUGAACAAUGAAUCAUGUACCUUCAAUCAGUUUAGCCCAAUUUCCAGCACAGAAGAGUUUGAUGAUGAUGAGAAAAUUGAGGUAGAAGACCCAGGAGACAAGCAGGGAGGUCACACAGCUAGGAAAGGGGAGCGGAACUCCAAAUCUGCUAAAAGGGAAAGUCUUUCCAAGCCCAAAACAAAUGGAGACCAAAAGCCUGAUCUUAACAACAAUAACAGUGGUACUUUUAGAAGUUGUAAGUUCAAGAAUCUCUCUCAGCCAACUUUACCUGAAGGGAAACUUGAGGAAACAAUGCCCAAGUCUCAUAGCAAAGAGUGCCAAGAAGGUGGGCAGUCAUCGGGACUUGGUAAUCCAUCCAGCCUUUCACAAGUCAAAUCCAAAUCCUCAACAAAACUUUCAUCUUGUAUAGCAGCCAUAGCUGCUCUAAGUGCCAAGAAAGCUGGUGCUGAAGACUUAGGUACUUUGGAUUCUCCUACAACACAACAAGAACCAGCACAGGUCAAAGAAAAUUCAAGAGUCCCUGAGAAGCCACAGGAUCAGGAAUCAGCCAUGGAGAUUGCAAAGAGACUGCUAACAAGACAACCAGACAGCCCCUCUAGUGUGACUAGUGAACGCAGCAGCAAAGGUUCCCCUGCCUCAAACACAGACACCACCCCAGUUAUCCCAAAGGUCAGGAUCAAAACAAUCAAAACCUCAACUGGACAGAUCAAGCGUACAGUCACCCGAGUCCUUCCAGAAUUUGAUCCUGAGGGUCUGAAAAAAAGAGAGAACAGCACAUCUGUCAUGACAACCAAUAAUCCUAGUGCAAUUUUUUCAACCACAGUAUUAACCACCACAGGGGGACCUUCAAUUGAAAUAACCAAGCAAAUGACAAUUAAACCUGUUGCAACAGCAUUCCUGCCAGUCUCAGCAGUCAAGACAGCUGGUUCCCAAGUUAUCAACCUUAAGCUGGCUAACAACACAACGGUUAAAGCAACAGUCAUCCCUGCUGCAUCAGUACAAAGUGCCAGCAGUGCUAUCUUGAAAGCUGCUAAUGCCAUCCAACAACAGACUGUCAUGGUACCUGCCUCUAGUCUGGCAAAUGCCAAACUUGUGCCAAAGACAGUCCAUCUUAGUAACCUCAGCCUUUUGCCUCAUACAGUGUCCUCUGCUGCCUGUGAUCUCCAACACACCUUGUACAAACAGCCCCAACAUCAGCAAUCACAGCAAGCAAAACAGCAGACAAUUCUCACCAGUCAGCAGUCAAAGAAAGUCUCUAGAGUUCAAGUGUUCACUAGUUCUCAAAGCUCUGUGGUGGAUGCCUUCAAUAAAGUCCUGAGUAGCAUGAAUCCUGUCCCUGUGUACAUCCCAAACCUCUCCCCACCAACCUCAGCCUGUAUCUCUCUACCCUCACUUGGCUACAAGUGCUUGGAGUGUGGAGAUUCAUUUGCUCUUGAGAAGAGCCUGACACAGCACUACGAGCGCCGCAGUGUGCGGAUCGAGGUCACCUGCAACCACUGUGCCAAAAGUAUAGUGUUCUAUAACAAAUGCAGCCUCUUGUCUCAUGCUAGGGGUCACAAAGACAAAGGGGUGGUUAUGCAGUGUUCACACCUAAUCCUAAAACCCAUCCCUGCAGAUCAGAUGAUUGGUACAUCAGCUGCAGGACCACACAGCGUUAAUGGCACCACCACUACCACUCAAGCACAUGCGCCUGCGGGUCAAAUGCAAGACAAGGUAUCUGGUGCUGGGAACCAACCUGCAGUGAUUUCAGCUCCAAGCAGUGCACCUGUUGUGGCAGCCAUGCCGUUGGAGGAUGAUGCAUCAAAGCUCUGCAGGCACAGCUUAAAAUGCUUGGAGUGUAACGAAAUGUUCCAGGAUGACAACUCACUAGCAAUGCACUAUCAACAAGCAUCGGAGCCCAGAAGUCAGAAAACAUGCACCAUUUGCCAAAUGCUUCUCCCAAAUCAGUGCAGCUUUUUGUCACACCAGCGGAUCCACCAGCACAAAUCACCUUACAUCUGCCCUGAGUGUGGUGCCAGUUGUCGCUCUGUCCACUUCCAGUCACAUGUGACCAAAAACUGUCUGCAUUACACUCGGAGAGUCGGCUACUGCUGUAUCCACUGUAGUGUGAUCUUUGCUGAUGUCGCAACUCUAAAGUCCCACAUACAAAGUGCUCACUGUGAGGUCUUCUUUAAAUGUCCUCUCUGUCCCAUGGCCUUCAAGUCUGCACCGGGAACACACUCACAUGCAUAUACACAGCAUCCAGGACUGAAGGCAGGCGAGCCCAAGAUGAUCUAUAAAUGUUCCAUGUGCGAUACUGUGUUUACUCUUCAGUCCCUCCUCUACACACACUUUGACCAGCAUAUAAUCAAUCAUAAAGUUUCAGUGUUUAAAUGUCCCGAUUGCUCCCUGCACUAUGCACAAAAACAGCUCAUGUUGGAUCAUAUUAAGGCCAUACAUGGAACCUUGAAGACCACGGAGGGCCCGCCAAACCUGGGGAUCAACCUUCCACUGAGCACGAAGCCCACUAAUUCUAACAGCACCAACAGCAAGAGCCCCCGUAAUAAUAACAAAGAUGGUAGAAAUAUCAACGGUCAAAACAAGGGAGAAAAGAAACCUUCAGCUUUGUCAGUAAAGAAAAAUAACAGUAACUGUUCAGAAGACUUGAAGAGCCCUCCCAGUUCAGGAUACACAUGUAAAGACUGCAAUAGCCUCUUCAGUUCCAGGGAGCUCUUUGUGGUGCACAUGAGGCGAGAACAUGGCAAGAUGUUGAAAAAGCACCCCUGUCGACAGUGUGACAAGUCUUUCAGCUCCUCCCACAGCCUUUGCCGACACAAUCGUCUAAAACACAAGGGCUUGCGGAAGGUCUACACCUGCCCGCACUGCCCAGCUCUCAGUCAGCCCUUUACUAAAAGAGUGUUGCUGGAUCAGCACGUUCAACUGAUGCAUGGAGUUAAAGAUGUAGGAGGAAAGACUCAUAACAUGGAGGCUUUACCUGACAAAGAAAAGAGCCUCAGCCCCAAAAGGAAGACAGAAGAUGAUGAAGGAGAUCCAGGGCUGAACUCCAGGGGCACUAUCUCGCAGCCACUGAAGAGGCUUAAGGUGAACAUCCUCAAAGUUCACAAGUGUGCUGUCUGCAGCUUCACCACUGAAGAUUUUGCUGCGUUCCAAGAGCACAUUCCUCAGCACAAGUCUGACGGCUCAUCUUACCAGUGUCAAGAGUGCGGCCUGUGCUACACCUCCCACCGCUCACUGGCCCGACACCUCUUUAUUGUCCACCGGCUGAAGGAGCCUCAAGGCCUUGGCCGAUAUAACGGACGGAGCAAGGAAGAUGAGGAGAGUCAAAGAGAGAACCAGUUCGAUGUUACUGAUGAGAACAGCGAUGGGACACCAAACACUAAAUGUAAGGUGUGUGGGAAGAUGUUUGAAACGGAGGGAAACCUGAACACUCACAUGAGGACACACGGGAUGGCAUUCAUAAAGGCAAGGAGACUAAGUGCAGCGGAAAAGUGAAAGAAAGACACUUUUUACUCAUUCCACAAUUCAACUUAAACAGCUUGUUAAACCUACAGUACCUCCACUGACUGUGUUUAUGUUGUAGGUACAUCAUGCAAAUGCAGUGGUAUAUAACAUGUAUACAAUACAAACUAAAAAGUGUGUGAUAUACAUCAAAGAUCAUUUAACGUGUCUGAGGAAAUUGAACAAAGUUUCUGGUAAAGAUGUUUCUAAAGCCUUACAUAGAACUUUUUUAGAAGAGCCUUUUAUGUGAAAUAGUUUCCAUAGUUGUCUUCUUGCUAGGACCAGAUAAUGUAUGGACAAUAUAUUCUAAUGGGAUUAAUCCUCAUACAGUCAGCAGUGUUCUAAACUUUCAAUGCCCAAUGAAUGUCUGUCAGAAAAAUAUAUCAAACUGUGGGAAGCUUCAGCUUCCCCAUAGCGCAGCUAACUUGAUUUGAAAUUGUUUUUGAAAAUUCACGGAGCCCUUUAAGACUUACCUUCUACAAAAAGGCCGCACUUCUUAUAACACACCCAGAAGAACACAUGUGCAGUAACUUUGAGCUGGAGUAAAAGUAAAUAUCAAACAAUUCAGGACAAUCGGUUAAAGAAGCAGCUUAGUGUCAUUUGAAUUUUCAUAAAGUGAGCUGCUAACAUAUCAACAAAGUUUGGAAUAUGGAAACAUAAAUAUGUGACGCAGCAUACAAAAGCUAGGCGAAGUUGUUUUUUUUUUUCCAUUUUAUGUUUCCUAAAAUUUCCUAAAACUUCUCGAUUAACAUGCGAAAAAAUAUAUAUAUUUAUUUUUGAUUAUUUUCUAUGAGGUUUAACUUUAGUAAAUGAUCAAACAUUCAAUACAAACUUCACGAAGCAUACAAGUAACCGUCAGUCGAUUACAAUUCACAGGCUAGAGACAGAAAAAAUAUUCAGCAUCACUAAAGGGAAAAUUUCGUUGAGUAUCUGAGUUGCACUCGUAUGCCUGAAUUACACUUCUGAGGCAAAUCUACGUAGCGCCUGUGUUUCAGAAGGGUUUAUGGUUACAACACUCCUGCAGAUGCAGAUUUAACACAGAAGUAUAAAUCCCCUGUCAGGCAUGUGUAGGGUGACCAUAUUUUGAUUUCCAAAAAAGAGGACACUUGGCUCAAUCAUGAAGAACUUGCUUAAAGAAACAUAUUUAAACGGCACCUUCUCUGUGCGGUUAUUGAAUUGUGAAAUAAAAUAUGCCAUAUAGGCUUUUACAAGUCAACAAGUGCAAAAAAAAAAAGCCUCUGGAAUUAAAUAAUGGUACAGAUAAUGGUAUGCCUCAUCUGCAUAGGAAAAAUUACCAGUACUGGGUCGGUACGAGGGAAAUUUCUUUUGCAGUUCGUCUGAAAAGAUGGACAUGCGCUUUGGGAUCUUUUAAACAUCAUUAGGUGCGUUGCUGCGCGCUGACUGUCCCGUCUGUGAGUGCAGAACAAGCGCUCACAAAGCAGCAGUUCGGGGAUGACGUCACACACAAGGGUCCUCUGUCGGACUAUAGGAAAACCCGGACAUUUUUAUCAAUCACGAAAAUCCCCCCUAACAGAACGUGAAGAGGACAUGUCCGGGGAAAAGAGAACGGUUGGUCACCCUAGGCAUGUGUGGCUGUGCUGUGUUUGAUUUGAACUUGAGCUGAGAGCUUUGAUGUGAGGAUUUGGGGGUAACAUUGCGCAUUGUUUAUAUGCAGUUUAUUCAUCAGAAGCACUUACAGAAUCUGUAUUUGUCAGACGGUGAAGUUAAGAUAAACACUGGCGAUAUCGUAAAGUCCCUUUCCUGUGCUGCGUCACAUAUGAGUUCAAAGCUCCCAACUUUACUGAUCAUAAAGUCAAACUUUACUAUAUCCUUUAAAGACACUUGUGGGCCAAUUUUUUUUGGAAGUAUUUUAUAAAGGAUUGUGAUAUUUUUUUAAGUUGAUGUUUCAUUACUGUCUUAAUAUACUGUAACUGGCAGCUCUUUGAGAUUACAAUUCACUUAAAAUGUUUAUUUACCUAAAUAUUGUAAAUAUGAGACAAAGCACUUGACUUCCUUUGAACAGCAGUCCUCUUUACAGUAUAUUGGCGUAAUUCUAACAAGAGCACAAUAACAUUAAAAUUGUAAGGACACUAGAGUAUCAUUUAAUUUGCUGCCUUAUUGUGUGGAUGUGAAUCUUUUUUCAUUUCAUGGUUCUUCAAGUUAUGCGAUGUUAUGUUCACUGACAGGAAUUAUACUGAAACAAACUUCUGAGACAUAAGAAAACGUCUAUGAAUGUACGCUUGGCUGUAAAUAGGCGACAGCCAAUUCAGUGAAAUAAACACAAGAUUGUUGCUCAUUGUUUUCUUUGGUCUCAGCCUUUCCCAAACGAAAGCCUCACUUUGUUUGUUGUUGUUGUUGUUGCUUUAUAAUGACAAUAAGACUUGAAAUGUCUUGCGCUGUAAAACUGCAUGCGAGAACCAGUCUGUUGAUUAGAAUGUGUCUUGCUGCCACUGCUGCCAUUUUUAAACAUUUCUGAUGCUUGUAAACAAAAUUGUUCUAAAUGUUAAUAAAUGAUGUCUGUUACACAGGAGACAUCACCUCUUCA
This is a messenger RNA of Maylandia zebra (zebra mbuna), 7111 nucleotides long. RefSeq names its product zinc finger protein 532 (gene znf532). The record is from RefSeq and is a predicted model, not a curated record. Lineage: Eukaryota; Metazoa; Chordata; Actinopteri; Cichliformes; Cichlidae.